Messenger RNA from Pipistrellus nathusii (Nathusius's pipistrelle), 2184 nucleotides. NCBI's taxonomy places the organism in Eukaryota, Metazoa, Chordata, Mammalia, Chiroptera, Vespertilionidae. The record is from the annotation of a GenBank genome assembly.
AUGGAGACGGCUAUGUGUGUCUGCUCUCCCUGCUGCACGUGGCAGAGGUGCUGUCCUCGCUUAUGCUCCUGUCUGUGCUGCAAGUUCCUCUUCACCUCCGAGCGGAACUGCACCUGCUUCCCCUGCCCUUACAAGGACGAGCGGAACUGCCAGUGCUGCCACUUCACUUGUGCCGAGAACCCCAAUUGCCACUGGUGCUGCUGCUCUUGGGCCAAUGACCCCAACUGCAAGUACUGCUGCACGGCCAACAGCAACGUCAAAUUCCAUUACUAUGAGAGCCGCUGCUGCCGCCAGGCCACCGUCACGUUCCGGAAGGGCCGCCUCAGGGUCAUCCACAUUUCCUCCAAAACCGCGCUACGCGUCGGGAGCAGCGAUACCCAGGUGGAAGAGACGAAGGUGGUCGGGUCGGGGAAGGGCCACCUGAUCGACCAUCUCCUGUGUCCCAUGUGCAACCGGCUGCGCCUGCACUCCUUCAUGCUGCCCUGCAACCACAGCCUGUGCGAGAAGUGCCUGCGGCAGCUGCAGAAGCAUGCGGAGGUCACAGAGAACUUCUUCAUCGUCGUCUGCCCGGUGUGCAGCCGCUCGCACUGCAUGCCCUACAGCCACAAGAUGCAGCUGCCCGAGAACUACCUGCACGGCCGCCUCACCAAGCGCUACAUGCAGGAGCAGGGCUUCCUCAAGUGGCGCUUUGACCGCUCCUCGGGGCCCAUCCACUGCCAGGUCUGCCGCAGCCGGCGCAUCGCCUACAAGCGCUGCACCACCUGCCGCCUCAACCUGUGCAACGAUUGCCUCAAGAGCUUCCACUCGGACGUGGCCAUGCAGGACCACGUCUUCGUGGACACCUGCACCGACGACCAGGACGAGAUGAUCUGCAUCCAUCACCCGUCCAGCCGCAUCAUCGAGUACUGCCGCAACGACGACCAGCUGCUCUGCAACUUCUGCAAGGCCUCCUUGCACAACGGCCACGACACCAUCAGCCUCCUCGAUGCCUGCUCCGAGAGGUCUGCCGCACUCUUCAGCGCCAUCGCCAAGUUCAAAGCAGUCCGAUAUGAAAUUGACAAUGACCUUAUGGAAUUCAACAUUUUAAAAGGCAGCUUUAAAGCGGACAAGGAGGCGAAGCGAAAAGAGAUCAGAAAUGGAUUUCUCAAGCUACGCAGCAUCCUGCAGGAGAAGGAGAAAAUGAUCAUGGAGCAGGUCGAGAAUCUGGAAGGGUCCAGGCAGAAGGAGAUCGAAAAGUACGUGUACGUCACAUCCAUGAAAGUGAACGAAAUGGACGGCCUGAUCGCCUACUCCAAGGAAGCUCUCAAGGAGACGGGCCAAGUGGCGUUCCUGCAGUCCGCCAAGAUUCUGGUGGAGCAGAUUGAGGACGGCAUCCAGAGCACCUACAGGCCCGACCCGCAGCUCCGGCUACACUCCGUGAACUGCCUGCCCUUGGACUUUGCUGAGCUCUCCACUGCCAUCCAUGAGCUCUUCCCCCAAGGACCCAAGAAGGUGUGCUCCUCGGGGGAUUCCGUAACCUCCCCUUACCCCACACACUCAGAAAUGAUGAUUUCCAGGAAGGUCACGUUCAGCACCCACAGCUUGGGCAACCAGCAGCUAUACCAGCGAAGCUCCUCCUUACUGUCCUUUAAAACCACCGCCGCUGGGGGAGAGAAGGUCAAGGUGGGUCUGGAGUCCUAUGGGCGCACGCAGUCCACCACCUCUCCCAAAACCACCGAUGGCCUCUACACCUACUGGAGUGCGGAGGCUGAAAACCAAUCUCUGCACAACAGCGGCAGCUUCCACAAUGGGUACGCGGUCAAGGACACCCCUGUGAAGACCCCAGGCCCGAUUGUUAUCUACCAGACUCUGGUGUAUCCAACAGCUGCCAAGGUUUACUGGACAUGCCCAACAGAAGACGUGGACUCUUUUGAGAUGGAAUUCUAUGAAGUCAUUAGCUCUCCUCCAAACAAUGUGCGGACAGAGCUCUGUGGACAAAUCCGGAACAUCACGCAGCAGAGUCUGGAGCUGCACAACCUGACCCCCAACACCGAGUAUCUGUUUAAAGUCAGAGCCAUCAAUGACAGUGGUCCUGGGCAAUGGAGUGACAUCUGCAAGGUGCAGACCCCCGACGGGCACGGGAAGAACCGAGCGAAGUGGGGCCUGCUGAAGAAUAUCCAGUCUGCCCUCCAGAAGCGCUUCUGA